This is a messenger RNA of Trichomycterus rosablanca, 2026 nucleotides long. RefSeq names its product thioredoxin-related transmembrane protein 2a (gene tmx2a). Bases 133 to 1047 code for a protein of 304 amino acids. The record is from RefSeq and is a predicted model, not a curated record. NCBI's taxonomy places the organism in Eukaryota, Metazoa, Chordata, Actinopteri, Siluriformes, Trichomycteridae. Gene Ontology annotation, cellular component: membrane-bounded organelle. Gene Ontology annotation, molecular function: disulfide oxidoreductase activity. Gene Ontology annotation, biological process: brain development. The transcript has 8 exons.
CGGGUCUCUCUCUGUACACGUGCUGCACUGGGGUUCAGUAGUUGAGUGGUUCAGUAGUUGAGGGGUUCAGUAGUUGAGUGGUUCAGUAGUUGAGUGGUUCAGUAGUUGAGGGGUUCAGUAGUUCAGUAGGUUAUGGGUUUGAUCACCGGGCUCCUGGUGUUUCUGUACCACCUCCCGCGGGUGUAUACGUGGCUCCUCAGGCCGUACUACCUGCUGUCCUUCCUCCUGUCCAUCGCUUUUCUGGCGGUGAGGAAAUGUCCGGGCGUGUGUGAGCACUUACCCUCUCAGAGAGAGGACGGAGACUCCUGCAGCUUCGACUGGAGGGAGGUGGAGAUCCUCAUGUUCCUCAGUGCCAUCGUCAUGAUGAAGAACCGCAGAGCAAUUACUCUGGAGCAGCACAUAGGAAACAUUUUUCUCUUCAGUAAGGUGGCGAACAUGGUUCUGUUCUUCAGAGUGGAUCUGAGGUUCGGCCUCGUCUACCUCACGCUCUGUGUUGUGUUCCUGAUCACCUGUAAGCCUCCCAUCUACACCGGCCCCGAGUCCAUCAAGUACUUCAAUGACAAAACCUUAGAUGAGGAGCUGGAGCGAGACGGUCGUGUAACCUGGCUGCUGGAAUUUUACACCAACUGGUCGUCGGAGUGUCAGUGUUUCUCUCCGGUCUUCGCUGAACUGUCACUAAAGUACGUCUGUGCUGGACUGAAAUUUGGGAAGAUUGAUAUUGGGCAGUACCCCGCCGCUGCAGACCGGUACAGAGUAAACCCCUCACCCCUCUCCAAACAGCUGCCCUCUCUGCUGCUGCUGCAGGGCGGCCGCGAGCUCAUGCGGCGCCCCCAGGUGGACAAGAAUGGAAGAGCCGUGAGCUGGAGCUUCACUGAGGAGAACAUCAUCCGUGAGUUUAACCUGAAUGAAAUAUUGGAGAGGUGUAAGAAGCUCGGUAAGGUACGAGGUGAGAAGGUGGAGGAGCUGCGAUCGCUCUCACACCAGGAGGCUGAAGGAGAACAUGUCGAGGAGAUACGGGAGGAGUCUGAGAGCAAAAAGGACAGAUAAACGCCGAGCACCUAGUCAUGACCUGUUCCCAUCCUACAGCGUCCUGUUCCAUACGGUGCUUUGAUCCGCGGGUUUUACAACCAGAUUAAAUAUUUUUGAUUCUUUAAUUCACUAUUUUUUCUCUUCAAAGUUCUGAAAGUUUUUGCUUUAUUUUGGUGUCGAUUCUCUCGUUAUUCUGGGAAAAGAGAUUUCAGGGAUUUAUAAAGAAAAGAGUCACAUUUCACCUCACUCAUUAAAUUUCACUCAUAAACUAAAUGAUAGAAUAAAUAGAAGUUACGAUACACAGCACAGCUACAUUAAUAAUUAAAUGUAAACCCAGAACAUCCAACGACGGUGCGAGGCUUCAUGUUCCAAAUUCCUCCUCCGUGUUUUGCUGGGGACCACGCCCUCUGUGUGAAGUUUAUUUAUUUAUUUAUUAGGAUUAUAACGUGAUGUUUUACACUUUGGUUCCAUUCAUGACAGGACGGGUCGUUACUGCUCACACAAGAUUCAUCAGUUCAGGUUUAAUAUCAAACACAGUCAUGUUACAGCUUAGUGUCUCCAGUUCAACUCACUUACACGCCUCUGUACUGUGGGAGGAAACCGGAGCACCCGGAGGAAACCCACACAGACACGGGGAGAACAUGCAAACUCCACACAGAAAGGACCCGGACCGCCCCACCUGGGGAUCAAACCCAGGACCUUUUUGCUGUCAGGCGACAGUAACACUGACUGAACACUGAGUGCCUGAAUCUUUCCACAACAUUAUGUACGGUAGAUGGUAAAAACACCUUUUCUCCAGGCCACCCAAGAAGGAUGGGCCCUGCUGAGUCUGGUUCCUCUCAAGGUUCUUCCUGUAAUUUUAAGGGAGUUUUUCCUGCCACUGUCGCCCUCGGCUGCUCAACAGGUUUUUGGUCUGUUGGACCUGGAUUCUGUAAAGUUGCUUUGAGACAAUGUCUAUUGUAAAAAGCGCUAUAUAAAUAAAUUUAACUUGACUUAA